Molecule: messenger RNA, 1553 nt
Organism: Zophobas morio
Lineage: Eukaryota; Metazoa; Arthropoda; Insecta; Coleoptera; Tenebrionidae
Product: facilitated trehalose transporter Tret1-like
Exons: 2
Coding region: 63-1520 (485 amino acids)
Biological process (GO): transmembrane transport
Cellular component (GO): membrane
Molecular function (GO): transmembrane transporter activity
Source: RefSeq, a predicted model, not a curated record
AGGUUAUCACAAUCACAAAAAUUAAAAAGAUUAAAAUCUAGUGCAUUCAUAAUAGCGUCAAGAUGCAUAAUGAACAAGACGAGAUUCCAUUGAAGGAAGUUGCAGCAAACAAAGACGCAUCAGACAAUGUAGAAACCAGACCUAAAAAACUAAACUAUUUUCUUUAUAUAAUUGCAGCAAUAGUCAAUCUCUUAAGUAUUGCUUCUGGAAGUGCAAUCGUUUGGGUUACUCCUGCCCUUCCUAAGUUGGACGGAAGUAGAGGAAUCGAAGAAAACCCUUUUAGUCGACCCAUCACCACGUCUGAAAUUUCGUUAUUAGCAGCUUUAACACCUCUGGGUGGAGUGGUCGGGCCUUUAGGUGCCGCCAAAAUUGCCGCCAAGUUUGGAAGAAAGCGAAUGCUACUGAUUUUAGCGUGUCUUCUAGGUGUAUCUUAUUUGAUUCCGGUAGUUGCCAAGACUAUUGCGUGGUUUUAUACUUCUAGAUUUUUAAUAGGGGUCGCUGUUGGUGGUGUGUACGCUGUUAUUCCGGUAUAUUUGACGGAGAUUGCGGAAAAUCACAACCGUGGUGCUUUAGGUUGCUCCAUGGCUAUAUUUGUAGCUUGUGGUAUGACUGUCACUUUAAUAAUAGGCCCCUAUUUAUCCAUUCCAAUAUUUUCUUUGGUUUGUGCGACCCCUAUUUUUAUUUUCGUUCCAAUUUUUGUUAUUUUGGGUCCAGAAACGCCUCCAUUUCUAGCAUCCACUAACGAUGUCAAAAAUUUGGCGAAGAGUCUCUUCAAACUAAGAAAUAAUAGUCCCGAAGAAAUACACAAAGAAAUGGAUCGUAUUCUUGAAGCUGCCAAACGUACUAGUAGUCAAAAUUCAGGCAGACUUCAGGACUUGUUCAAAGUUGCUUACUUACGAAGAACUCUGCUGAUAUCUACAACACUGUGUCUUUUCCAGCAAGGUGUCGGUUUUGGUUGCGUAGUCUCGUAUAUGCAGAUCAUUUUCGAAGCUUCUAAGGCCAACCUAGCCUCUGAAUUCUGUGUAAUGAUUGUUGGCACGUGCCAACUACUUGGUACUCUCUUAUCAUCUAUAAUUGUGGAUCGCGCCGGACGAAGGAUGCUACUUCUUGGUUCUACUUUUGGUAUUUUUGUAGCGCUGUCAACUUUAGGGCUGUAUUUUUGGCUAAAAAAUAACCAGUUUCAACUUGAUGGCUUUUCGUGGCUGCCGAUUUUAUGUCUUUCUGUGUUUAUUGUUUCGUUUGGGAUAGGUUUAGGGCCUGUUGCAUGGGUUGUAAUGGCGGAGGUAUUUCCACCAAAUGUCAAAUCGUAUGCUGCCUCUAUAGUUGGUUGUAGUACUUUUGUUUUAUCUUUUAUUGUUGUUGUUGCUUUUCCUCAUUUGUCUUUAGUGUUAGGUAUGGCGAAGUGUUUCGUUAUGUUUUCUGUGGUAUCGUUAGCGGGAUGUGUAUUUAUAUAUUGGAUGGUGCCGGAAACCAAAGGGAAAACUUUGGAGGAAAUUCAGAGAUCCUUGAGACGAAGGUGACGGUAAUUUUUAUAUAAUAAACAAAUUUUGGAC